AAGGGAAUCAAGAAGGAGAAUAGAAUGGCUCAGAGAACACAGAGAGAUCAUGAAGCCGAUGGAUGGGAACGCUCCGAUUACCCAAUCACCUGCGAAUCUUGCCUCGGCGACAACCCCUACUUGCGAAUGGUGCUUCCUCUGUUGCUUGUUUUCCUAUCAACCAUAGCGAGUCUCGACAAGGAUUGCAAGAUAUGUACACGACCUUUCACGGUGUUUAGGUGGCAACCUGGACGGAAUGCAAGAUACAAGAAAACAGAGAUCUGUCAGACUUGCUCCAAGCUGAAGAAUGUAUGCCAAGUCUGUCUUCUUGAUCUCGAUUUCGGUCUCCCGGUUCAGGUCAGAGACACAGCACUCAACAUUAUUACUACUCAUGAUCACUCUAUCCCAAGAAGCCAUGUCAACAGAGAGUACUUUGCUGGGGAGCAUGACCGAAUGAACAGAGAUGGACUGGAUUAUGAAUCUUCAUAUGGGAAGACGCAACCUAAUGAUACUCUUCUAAAGCUUCAAAGAAGAGAACCAUUCUAUAAAAUGAACAAGCCACACGUUUGUACUUUCUACACAAGUGGUCGGUGUACUAGAGGUGAAGAAUGUGCAUACAGGCAUGAGAUGCCCAUAACAGGAGAGCUAUCCCACCAAAACAUUAAAGAUCGUUACUAUGGUGAAAACGAUCCGGUUGCGAUGAAGUUACUGGGGAAAGUUGGUGAGAUGGGCACACUAGAACCACCAGAGGAUGAAAGCAUCAAAACGCUUUACGUGGGCGGGGUCAAGUCGGGAAUCCUCGAGCAGGACAUACGAGGCCAGUUCUACGCGUAUGGAGAGAUCGAAUCUAUCAGAAUCUUGGCCGAGAAAGCCUGUGCGUUUGUCACAUACACAACCCGACAAGGAGCAGAGGAAGCCACGCAACAGCUCUCCAACAGGCUAGUCAUCAACGGUCAGAGUCUAAAACUCAAAUGGGGAAGACCUCAGGUCCCCAAACCUGAUCAAGAUAGUUGGAACCAACGGGGCAGUCGCAGUGGUUUACUAGCUCGAGCCGUAAUACCACAGCAUCAGUACUAUGCACACCCACCACCACCACCUAACCAAGACGAGGCUUAUUACCCAUCAAUGGACCCGCAGAGAAUGGGUUCAAGCACAAGUGAGAACAACGGAGCUUCUUCUUCUUCUUCUUCUUCUUCUUCUUACCUGAUGACUCCACACGAGCCAUACCAGCAGCAAUAUCGUUUUUAA
Molecule: messenger RNA, 1227 nt
Organism: Thlaspi arvense
Lineage: Eukaryota; Viridiplantae; Streptophyta; Magnoliopsida; Brassicales; Brassicaceae
Source: the annotation of a GenBank genome assembly